This is a messenger RNA of Abrus precatorius (Indian licorice), 1158 nucleotides long. RefSeq names its product delta(12)-fatty-acid desaturase FAD2-like. Gene Ontology annotation, biological process: lipid metabolic process. Lineage: Eukaryota; Viridiplantae; Streptophyta; Magnoliopsida; Fabales; Fabaceae. Gene Ontology annotation, molecular function: oxidoreductase activity, acting on paired donors, with oxidation of a pair of donors resulting in the reduction of molecular oxygen to two molecules of water. The transcript has a single exon. The coding region runs from base 7 to 1158 and encodes 383 amino acids. The record is from RefSeq and is a predicted model, not a curated record.
GUGAAGAUGGGAGCUGGUGGCCGAGCCUCAAGUCCUCCAAAGCAAAGAAAAUCAAAGGAUGAUCCUAUGAAGCGGGUGCCACAUGCCAAACCACCGUUCAGUCUUAGCAAGGUGAAGAAGGCAAUUCCACCACACUGUUUUCAGCGUUCACUGAUUCGGUCAUUCUCCUAUGUCUUCAUUGACCUUACCAUAGCCUCAUGCCUCGCCUAUGUUGCACUUAAUUACUUUUCCACCCUUCCUCAUAACCUUUCACUUUUGGCUUGGCCCCUUUAUUGGGCUACUCAGGGUUCAGUACUAACGGGUGUUUGGGUCAUUGCACAUGAGUGUGGCCACCAUGCUUUCAGUGAUUACCAAUUGCUUGAUGACUUAGUUGGCCUUGUUCUUCAUUCGUUUUUACUUGUCCCUUAUUUUUCAUGGAAAUAUAGCCAUCGUCGCCAUCAUUCAAAUACGGGUUCUCUUGAUCGUGAUGAAGUUUUUGUGCCAAAGACAAGGUCUAGCUUGCGUUGGUACUCUAAGUACCUUAAUAACCCACUAGGAAGAGUUCUCACAGUUGGUGUUACUUUACUUCUUGGCUGGCCCCUUUACUUGGCUUUCAACGUUUCAGGAAGGUCUUAUGAUAGAUUUGCAUGCCACUAUGACCCGUAUGGACCCAUUUAUUCGGAUCGUGAAAGGCUUCAAAUUUAUGUGUCCAAUAUUGGGGUUCUAGCGAUGUUUUAUGGGCUUUAUCGUCUUGUGGUGGUAGAAGGCCUUGCUUGGGUUGUUUGCGUUUAUGGGGUGCCACUGCUUGUGGUUAAUGGGUUUUUGGUGUUAAUCACGUAUUUGCAACACACUCACCCUUCGUUGCCUCACUAUGAUUCCUCUGAGUGGGAAUGGCUUAGCGGGGCUUUGGCCACUGUGGAUAGAGAUUAUGGAAUUUUGAACAAGGUUUUUCAUAACAUUACCGACACACAUGUGGCACAUCACUUGUUUUCCACAAUGCCUCAUUAUCACGCAAUGGAGGCUACUAAGGCCAUAAAACCCAUUUUGGGAGAUUACUAUCAAUUCGAUGGGACUCCUAUUUAUAAGGCAAUGUGGAGAGAGGCAAAGGAGUGUAUUUAUGUUGAGCCCGAUGAAGGGUCUAAGGGCAAAGGUGUUUAUUGGUACAAAAAUAUGCUGUAA